CCUUCUCUGGACCAGGUCAUGCGCUGCCCCAAGUUCCUUCUGUGCCUGUCAGCUCUGCUCACGCUCCUGGGCCUCAAAGUGUACAUCGAGUGGACGUCUGAGUCCCGGCUCAGCAAGGCCUACGCUGGCCCCCGGGGCACACUGCCAGGCCCCACACCAGCCAGCCUAGAACCUACCCUUCCCGCCAAUCUCUCAGCCCGCCUUGGCCAGACUGUUCCGUUGCCCCUGACUUACUGGAACCAGCAGCAGUGGCGGCUGGGGACCCUGCCUGUUGGGGACAGCACUGAGGCAGGGGACUGCCAGUCUUGGGGGACUGCUGCCGCCGCCGAGAUCCCUGACUUUGCCUCCUACCCUGAGGACCUCCGCCGCUUCCUGCUGUCAGCAGCCUGUAGAAGCUUCCCACGGUGGUUGCCCAGAACUGGUGGUGGCCAAGUGGCCAGCUGCUCAGAUACCAAUGUCCCCUACCUGCUAUUGGCUGUCAAGUCAGAACCAGGGCGCUUUGUAGAACGACAGGCUGUGAGAGAGACAUGGGGCAGUCCAGCUCCUGGGAUCCGGCUGCUCUUCCUGGUGGGGUCCCCCGUGGGUGAGGCAGGGCCUGAUUUAAGCUCCCUGGUGGCCUGGGAGAGCCAUCGCUACAGUGACCUGUUACUCUGGGACUUCCUUGAUGUCCCCUUCAACAGGACACUCAAAGACCUCCUGCUGAUGGCCUGGCUGGGCCACCACUGCCCUGAUGUGACUUUUGUCCUCCAAGUUCAAGAUGAUGCCUUUGUGCAUACCCCUGCCUUGCUGGAUCACCUGCGGAGCCUGCCGCCUAUCUGGGCUCAAAGCCUCUACCUGGGUGAGGUCUUUACACAGGCCAUACCCCUCCGGAAACCUGGAGGACCCUUCUAUGUGCCUGGGUCCUUCUUUGAAGGUAGCUACCCAGCCUAUGCAAGUGGAGGUGGCUACAUUAUUUCAGGGCGCCUGGCACCCUGGCUGCUGCAGGCAGCAGCCCAUGUGGCACCCUUCCCCUUUGACGACGUCUACACUGGCCUUUGCUUCCGUGCCCUGGGCCUGGUGCCUCGGGCCCACCCAGGCUUCCUCACAGCCUGGCCAGCAGAUCGCACCACGGAUCGCUGUGCUGUCCGAGACCUGCUGCUGUUGCGGCCCCUUGGCCCCCAGGACAGCAUUCGGCUCUGGAAGCAGCUACAGGACCCACAGCUGCAGUGCUGAGCCUCAGUGGGGGAACAGGCCAGCUGGCCUGCUCCAGGCCUGUAAUGCCUGCAACCCUGCCCGGCCCCUCCCUCCAGGCCUUCAUCUGAGGGAGAAGUCCUAGAACCUGGA
Otolemur garnettii (small-eared galago) is the source of this 1323-nucleotide messenger RNA. It is a transcript of the gene B3GNT8, whose product is annotated as UDP-GlcNAc:betaGal beta-1,3-N-acetylglucosaminyltransferase 8. Gene Ontology annotation, molecular function: protein N-acetylglucosaminyltransferase activity. Gene Ontology annotation, cellular component: membrane. The record is from RefSeq and is a predicted model, not a curated record. The transcript has a single exon. Bases 19 to 1212 code for a protein of 397 amino acids. NCBI's taxonomy places the organism in Eukaryota, Metazoa, Chordata, Mammalia, Primates, Galagidae.